This is a messenger RNA of Sungouiella intermedia, 1437 nucleotides long. The record is from the annotation of a GenBank genome assembly. Lineage: Eukaryota; Fungi; Ascomycota; Pichiomycetes; Serinales; Metschnikowiaceae.
AUGAUUCCAAACAAAAUCAAAGAUAUCUUUUGGGGCCCACGGCCCUCAAGUCCCGAAGAAUGUAAAUUGCUUUUCAAAAUUGACUGGUUCGUUCUCUCGUUCUGCUGUCUCUUGUACUGGGUUAACUACUUGGACAGGCUUAACCUAAGUAAUGCAUAUGUCAGUGGAAUGAAGGAGGACUUGGGCAUGAAGGCAGAUGAGUUCAACUUGAUCAACACCUGUUUCAGUGUCGGGUACACUGUAGCUUUGAUCCCUCAUAACUUGAUUUUGCUUAAGGUGCGUCCUCGGUACUGGCUCUCGUUUUGUUCGUUUUCGUGGGGUUUGCUCACCUUGGGUAUGUACAAAGUGACAUCAUAUCAGCAACUCUGUGUCAUUCGGUUCUUCCAGGCUGUUUUCGAAGCCCUGACUUUCACUGGCUGUCACUUACUCUUGGCAUCUUGGUAUACGGAGGCAGAAUUGGCAAAACGUGCGGCUGUAUUCACUUCAAGUGGUCUUAUUGGAAGCAUUUUUUCUUCCACCAUGCAAGCUGCCAUUUAUAAGAAUAUGGAUGAUUUGAAUGGACUAGCUGGUUGGAGAUGGUUGUUCAUCAUUGAUUUUGCCAUCACCAUUCCUAUUUGUUUGUAUGGACUCGUGUUCUUCCCUGACACUCCAGAGACGUGUAAGGCUUUCUACUUUAACGAGAAGGAGAUUGCUCUUGCAAAAUCCAGAUUAAAGGUCCGUGAACCUACUAAGUUUGACUGGUCCAUUUUAAAGCGGGUGCUUGGAAGGUGGCAUUGGUAUCUCUUUUCCUUCUUAUGGGUUCUUGGAGGUGAAAAUGAAUCAUUUGCAACCAACAGUUUGUUUGCUCUUUGGCUCAAAUACUUCGGCUACUCUGUUGCUGACAGAAACCACUUCCCAAUGGGAGUAUUCGCCAUGGGUAUCUUUGCCAACUUUUUGUUCUGUUACUACAUUGAUUUUCAGAAAGGUAAAUCUCAUUGGAAAGCUGGAUUGGUGAUCGCGUGUGUGAUGCUCAUCUCAGCGGUAUUGAUAGCCACUAAUCCGCUUUCCAAGAGCCAUGUCUUUACAGCCCAUUACUUGAGCGGAUUUGCCUAUGCUGGCCAGCCUGUAUUCUUCUCUUGGGCGAACGUGGUAUGCUAUGAUGAUUUAGAGGAGAGAGCUGUGGUCCUUGCAUCGAUGAACAUGUUCAGUAAUGCUGUCAAUGCAUGGUGGCUGUUGCUCUUUUAUGGAGCUUCCACUGCCCCAAAGUUCAGAAAGGGUUGCUGGGCUAUGUUUGCAACCGUUGUUAGUAGCGCCAUUGUGAUUCUUGCCAUACGAUUCCUUCAGGAAAAAGAGAACAAACAAAAACAAGUUUCUGAGUUCAUCGAUGAAACUGACGAUGUCGAUUCUACAACUAAGGGUCAAGAUGUCGUUGUGUGUGUUAACUCGGAGACUUCUUGA